Molecule: messenger RNA, 1002 nt
Organism: Selaginella moellendorffii
Lineage: Eukaryota; Viridiplantae; Streptophyta; Lycopodiopsida; Selaginellales; Selaginellaceae
Product: sprT-like domain-containing protein Spartan
Exons: 8
Coding region: 32-943 (303 amino acids)
Biological process (GO): DNA damage response
Cellular component (GO): nucleus
Molecular function (GO): single-stranded DNA binding; polyubiquitin modification-dependent protein binding; metalloendopeptidase activity
Source: RefSeq, a predicted model, not a curated record
CCUAAGGGGUUUUUUGGGCGGGAGAGGGGGAAUGGAGGUGCGCCAUGGCGACUUGCUUGAUCCUCAUCCGGAUAUCACUGCGCUCUUUUGCUACUACAAUGCGCUCUAUUUCCAAGGCAAGCUUGGCGCUUGCAGUGUGCAGUGGAGCAGCAAACGCAUGACUUUGUGCGCGGGGAUUUGCAAGUACAGCUUCUGCGGUGGCUGCGAGAUUCGCCUCUCGGAGCCGCUGCUCAAGUAUCGGAGUGUGAGUGAUCUCAAGAACACGCUUCUCCAUGAGAUGAUUCAUGCGUUUCUGUUUCUCGACAACGGGAACAAAGAUCACGAUGAUCAUGGUCAAUAUUUUCUUGCAAAAAUGAAGGAGAUCAACGUCUCCAGCUUGCAAGAUUUCGAGAGACCUGUAGAAGGCUACAACAUCACCGUAUAUCACAACUUUAAGGACGAAGUGAACAAUUACCGUGUUCAUCACUGGACGUGCCAGUCUUGUGGGAAUCUUGUAAAACGAGCGAUGAAUCGAGCACCCUCGCCAGCUGACUGUACAUUCAAAGCUGGAUCGACAGGAGCCUGCUCACAUCCGCGAUGCCUCUGGCAUACGCACGAGACAACUUGCGGCGGCAGCUACUUGAAAACCGCGGAGCCACCGGGAUACAAAGACAAGCGCAAGAAGAGGAAAGAAGAAGGCUCUUCGAUUGGAAGUGGUGAGAACAAGGCAGGAAAAUCCCACAAAACCUCUGGGAUGCCAUCGAAGAACUUGAGCAUCAAAGACUUUCUCAGCGUAGCAAGCGGCUCAAAGAACACAAACGCUAUCGAUUUAACCGCGGAUGAUCCAGUGCACUGCUUCGUUUGUCCGAAUCCAAAUUGCAAAGAGACAAUCGUGGGAGACUUAGGCAGGACCGAAACCAUCGCAAAAAUCAACCAGCACCUGGACAACUGCUUGAUAAAUUAAAGUUUUGUAAGAAUGAGUGCACGAAGAUGAAUGAACUUUGCGUACCUUCUUCGAUAUGA